Messenger RNA from Bactrocera oleae (olive fruit fly), 8537 nucleotides. RefSeq names its product ATP-dependent 6-phosphofructokinase. Gene Ontology annotation, cellular component: cytoplasm; 6-phosphofructokinase complex. The record is from RefSeq and is a predicted model, not a curated record. Gene Ontology annotation, molecular function: 6-phosphofructokinase activity; AMP binding; identical protein binding. Gene Ontology annotation, biological process: fructose 1,6-bisphosphate metabolic process; fructose 6-phosphate metabolic process; canonical glycolysis. NCBI's taxonomy places the organism in Eukaryota, Metazoa, Arthropoda, Insecta, Diptera, Tephritidae.
AAAGAACAUGUUGUGAAGAAAUAUUGCAUAAACAUAAAAAAGUCUAUUUCGUCGAGACUUCCACAAUUUAUCAAGAUCAACAAAGCUAAAUUGUAUAUUGCCGAACUCAAUUAUUUAAACGAUAUGCAUAGAUGCAUUCAAGAUUUUGAGAAUCUUAUGGAUGAUUUGCUUACAGGAAAUGAAUAUACUCCUCCAAAUGAGUUCAAUAGCAAAAUGGAAGAUGUAAAAUUGAAUAUACUACAACAGUUUGAUUCGUAUCGAUCGAACAGUACUGAGGAAAUACAUAGACAGAUUCGUGAUCAACUUGAAGAGGCUGUUGAAAAACUUUGCAUUAAAUGCAAACAACAAAAUGAUAUUAAAUGGCAAACCUUACAACUACAAUUGUCUCAGUUAAAAAGGAAUUAUGAAGACCUAAUGAAGGAUGCUUGCGAAAAUGUAUUAACAGAUAAUACUCUUCUAUCUAAACACAAAGAGUGUAAAAUGAAAGUUCUUGAAGUGUUUGAAGGCUUACCAACUAAGGGUUAUUCGGAAAAUUAUAUGAACGAAAUGCGUCAAAAGCUUGUUGGAGAAAUUGAAGAACUUUGGGAAUAUUAUAGAUCACGAAAUGAAAUACAUAUGCUUUAUUUCGAGCAAAAAUGCCAAUCGAUGAAGAUAAAAGCAAAAAAAAUUAUAUUGAAAUCCCUUGAGGAACUCGGCGUGUUUAAUUCAGUUGAUGACGUUCACCGUAAUUUCAAUAUAGCUUUAGCUAAAGCUGAGUCCCAGUAUGAACAUUUAAAAGAAAACCCAUAUCACCAAGAAAUAUAUGAAAAAUAUCGGUCGGAAUUGAUGGACGAAGCUGAAGGCGAAUGCAGUUCGUACAUAAAAAGAGCAAAAAUUGUGCAAAAAAUAAAAGAAUUGGACAUAGGUUUUUUACGAAUGUUUGGUAUAGAUAUCAGCUAAGUUCAUUCACCAAUCUUACAUUAAAGGAGAAGUUUUUAUUAUAUAUGUUUAUGUAUAAAAUGCGAAAAAAACUAUUUUAAUAAACUUUAUACUUCCUUAUGCAUACAUAAUACAGCUCUUGGUAUUCAACUAAUCGACUAACCGGAUAGGUCAUUAUUCGAAUAAUAAUACUCGGCUUGCACUAUCCGGAUAAUACUAAGUGGUCGACCAUACGAUUAAUCGUUCGUUGUCGACUAUUCGAAUAGUAAGCGUUCAUUCAAAAAAUCCAAUAUGCCAAAAAUCAAAGGUUGCUUGGAUUUCAAACAUUUUUCAUUUAUUCAAAUACUCGCAUUAUUCGAAUAGUUUUAAGAGCCCUAAUACAUACAUACAUAUGUAUAUGUAAUGAUUAACAAGUAAGAUAAGACUAAGUUAGGAAAUGAAAGGCCUAUGAUGUAUUUCGAGAUAUCUGUUGAAAUUCAUUAUAAGUAGGAUCACUAUUAUUUAUUAGGGUGUCCAAUAGAUAGCACGUCCUCAUAGUUCUUACGUUGAAGUCAACCCGACUACCGGAAAUCACGUUUCUUUCUUUGGUGGAGCCAAAUACAAUUUAAUCCCUUGAUUUUUUAUAACGUAGAUACAUGUCUCACGUAUCUAUGCUCUAUAAGCAAUUUGUUUUAUUGCAUUUUUCAUUUUACGUUGUAAAAAAUAUUUGUACACUCAUUUUGGACAGUAAUGUGUCAUUUCAGCCAUUCACAAUAGUAAAACUUUUUUAAAAUCUGAAAACUAUGGUAGCAUUGAAGAAAGCGCACGUUGAGGUAUCCGCAUAUUCCGCACCAAUUUCAAUCGCUUACUUUGUAGUUGCUUUAACAUGUACCAGAGAACUUAAAACAACAACAAGUUGUUAGAGUCAGUUGUUAGAGUUAGUUAUUUUAAGUUCAGCAUGUACAACGUUUGAUAAGGAAAAAGUUAGCGAGUAGAGAAUUGGUGAAUCUUUACGUUACAGUUACGACAAUAUAUGUUUCCGAAAUAAUUAACAACUAGUUCGGUUACGUUUUACCUAAAAUAUUUAUCUUUUAAAACAUCAUGAUGGUAGCUCUGUAAGUAUUAUUUGUAGAAUAAAUAAGCCGAGGGAAGCACUGCACGGUAGAGCUUAAGCUUAUAAAAAUUUGCAAAAUAACGGUUAUACACAAGGGGUUAUACACAAGGGGAACAUUAUAAAAAGAUCCCAAAAAUUUGUAUUUACUGCUUUAGAACCUCAAAAAUAAUGCGAAUUGAGGGGUUCGCCACGAAAAACAACGUCUCAGGAUGGCAAUUACAUAGAGAUUUUAUCAAAACGCGAUCCUUUCAAGUUUUCAAGUCCUCUUUAGCUAUCCAAAGAGAAUUGUGUAUGGAAAUUUCUUCGAGAACUGUUGCGCGUCACCUUUUAGAAAAGAAUGUCCUGGGAAGGUUUUCCCAGAAAGUCCCAAUGUUCACAAAAAAGUCAGCGAUUGUUCGGAUUGCUUUUGCUUCAGCUUGCUUUCAUAUUAAUUGGACCGGUGAAGAAAAUGCAAAAAAGUGGCGGAAUAUUCUUUGUUCCGAUCAAAGGUAGGUAGCGAAGGAAAAGUUUAGGUACGAUGUCCGUAGAAUGCCGAAAUGAAUCCCCGAUACAAGACGAAGGCUUUCAAAUACGGGGGUGGUAAUAUAUUUUUCGUGGUACGGAGUUUGACCAUUGUUUUGGAGUUGGGAAACCAUGGACCGUUAUCACUACCUUAGAAUUAUAGAAGAUGCAACGCUUCCUUACGCAGUGGGUGUGUUCAAGACUUGGCUAUAAGAUCAAGAAAUCGAUAUUAUGAUUUGGCCAGCGCAAUCUCCGGAUUAAAAUCCUAUAGAAAACCUGUGAAAGAAUGUUAAGAGAAAGUUGAGCCCAUUAAACCACGAAAUAAGGAGGAGCUAUGGGAAAAAGUCCAAUACCGAAUUCAGUUUGUAAAGCUCUAGUGGAACCUACGCCGAAAAGGUGCGCUGCCGCACUCAAAAAUAAAGGAUUUGCAACAAAAUUCUAACUUAUAAUUAAUAAUUAUAAAUAAUUUUUUAAUAAUAAUACUCUACUAUUUAGUAGUUUUGUGUCCAUGAUCCUAUUUGAUUGUCCAUUGAAAUUCUUGACAGUUCCUUUAAAAAUUGUCUGCUGAUAAUACUUACAUUUUUAGUAAGUUAUUUUCGCUUUUGAAAUAUUUAAAUUUUUUUAGCUAUAACAAAUAAUUGUUUCCUCCGAAGAGUUGUGGUAAUUGUUAAUAAAAUUUUGAUUAUAUGUUCUCUCACCAAACUCAGAGCGAUUUCUCUUUGUUAUACGAUUUAAAGUAUCUACAAAAGAAUAAGCGUUUCAUUAAAAAGAGCUUUAAAAUUUCAGAAGUUUGAAUUGUAAUUAUGCUAAAACGAUGAAAUUUACACAAUUACGUUUGUUUUGAAUUUCAAUUGUCAAAAUUUUACUUUCAAUUUGGCACAACAAAAGUAAAGGACUUUUCAUAACUAGUAAUAACAUUAAAAAAUAUAAGUCGACAAUGUAAUAAUAAUCCAAACAAUGUACUAAUUAAUAAAUAAUAUUUGCAAAAGAUUCUAAAUCAGCGAUGUACUUAUUAAAUGUAAAUUUAAUCUUUAGGUUAAGCGUUUAAAGAGUCGAAUUGGGCUUUUUAGGGGUGUUAUAUUUUGAGGGCCAUUUUCAGGGGCUUUCUUUUUUGUGAAUAUUAAAUUUUUAACUGAAAAAUGUGAAAAAUCAGAUGUUAAAAAAAGAAGUAAGAAUUUGCUUUGUGGUUUAGCAGAUCAGAUUUAAUUAUAUAUGGCAAUUCAAUAAUAAUUGAUAAUUUCAGUUAAAGAAUGUUAUUAUAAUUACAUAUAUAACUUAAUUAAUAAUAAUUUAUUAUUUAUCUUAAUAAUAAUUUUUUUAGGGGAAUUUAGGGGGUUUUUGUUGGAGUUUUAGGGAGAAAAUUUUUGAGACUUGGGAACACUGUUAUACAAUGGUUAUGAGGGACACCGCAAUUAAACUUUUUUCCACGAAGCUCCAGAGUAAUUGCUACCAUUGCCGUAUUUUUUAAUAUUUCUCCAUGAAAAUUUAACAGAACAUUCUUCAAAUGUCAUACCAUAAUGUUCCAUUGGUUUUUCAUAAUUUUAAAUAAAUAAUAAUUUAAUAGAUUUCAACUGUUCCAUAACAAAUAAAAAUCAUAAAAAUGGACUCGCCCUUGAUAGCAAUGGUUAAACCUGUUGUUGUAUUGUUUUAUAGUAGAUUCCAAUAACUAUUCAGGUUAAAAAUUUUGCCCGAUACCAACCGUCGAAAUUGUCUGGAAAAUGGAAAGUCUCUGCAGUUCCUUCGUAAAUUUUUGCUAAGUCUAUAGCUUCUGUAUCUUCAUACUCGUAUUCCCAUUGUUUAGAGCAAAAUUCGCAAAGUUUUUUGAAAACUAAAUUCGAAUAAAAAAAAAUUAAAUUGCACUGCCGCCCGUCUCAACAUAUGCAAUAUGUUCACUUAUCCCUUUCCUAUAUAGAAUAUUCAUGUAUUAAUUUUAAAUAAAAUAAAAAUCGUAUCAAUAAGUUCAAGGUUAUUUCGUCAACGAUUGCGUGUCCACAUUAUUUGGACUGAGGGUAGAUUCCUUCAUAACCUUUGAAGUUUCGUUUAGGUUAGAUUAGAUUUUUUCAGUUCCAAAUUUUGCAAUUUUAAUUUUUCUUGUUGUCACGGUUAUUUCGUAAAUUUGUUAAGACUAGGUUUUGUCAUUGACAUUACCUAACAGAAGGAUUAAGAAAUGUGCUGUUAAAGCAGUAAUGGACCAUAAGAAAAGAUCGAUUUUGAAUGAGUACAUUUUAGAGCUGACUAAUGCCAGGCGGAGGAUAUACGAACAUAGAUCUAUUUAGGUCAAGUACAUACAUUUACCUACUAGCAGUCAUAUAUCAUUAACAAAAAAUCGAUGUUGUUAGGUAUCUAUUAACGGUAGAGUAUAAAAUAAACCAGAGCUACGACUCUACUUCAAAAAGUACCUGCAAUAGUGAAAUAAGGUCGUUAACAAUUUUACUAUCACUAGACGUCCCGUCUUUGUCCGUAGAGUAGCUCUAUGCUGGGAAUAUACGAACUGUUGCGUAGUUUAUAGCUUUGUAAGCUAAACAUUCAUUUUUCAUUCUAUAAGCCAUAUUUUUGUUCCAUCUGAGUACUCUGGCCACAAUAAUGGUCAAAUAAGGUUUGAGGAGUGUAGACUUUAAAAGACAACUCUCCGCGUUUUCAGGUUAUGCUCAUUACAGUGGAGUAGAGAAAAUGUCGAAGAAGUUGCCUGUUAUUUUGAUUCAUACGUCGUCAAUUCCAAUGCCAGACGUCGAUAUUGUGUAGUCAUAGUCGCAUCUUUAUAUACCAGAACUACCAAGGUGUUCUUUCAAUUAACGAGCAAAUCAUUUAUGGAGGUUUAUUUAGAUUAAGCUUCUAUAGUUCUUAGAGUAAAACUUUAAAAAAAAUAAAUUAAAUAUUUUUAGAGUUAUAUGCGAUCUCCGACGGCUUUUCCAUUGCUGCAGUAAUUCUGGACUUUUCAGUGGGUGAAACCUAAAAGAAAAAAUAAUAUACUAAACAAUAUUCUCCCCACAAUGACCCAAGCUUAAGGGGUACAAAUUGUUGUGUAACUCUCGGAGUAGGUUACAUAAAGAGUUACGAAGAGUAAAAUAUUUAUGAACUGACUAAUCAAUCUAAUUGAUCUUAAGUUAUUUCACAAUAAUUAUGCUAGUCAAAGCUGACUCUAAACUGACCAUUAGAAACGAGACAUUUUUCAAUCAUUGCGAUGGAACAAUUUUUUAGAUCUUAAAUACCUUCUGUAUUUAUCUCAAGUUUUCAAUUUGUGAACACAAGUUUUCUACAAGUCUUUUUCUAAAGUCAGUGGAUAUAUUCACUUGGCUGAUAUUAAAUAAAUAAAAGACAAAAAACAAAAAAUAAACGUUAAAAUAGAGAAACGUCAAAUAGCUGUCUCAUUACAUAAUAGUAUCUCACUUAAUUGGCAAUAUAACUUGGAGAUGUCAAAAACUUCAAACAUUUCGAAAAGAAAUAAUUUUCAUAGCGAAAAAGUCAUUGAAAACGAAAGCUUUGCAGAUAAUACCCGUUAAAGAAUAUCCCGAUAUAAAAUCGGCUAUUGUUAAUAAAAUGUCGAAGGUUUCAAGACAUCUCUAUAAGGGUCAAUCCGUAGCGGUUUUCACAAGCGGAGGCGAUGCCUGCGGCAUGAAUGGCGCGGUGCGCGCAUGCGUACGAAUGGCUAUCUAUUUAGGCUGUCAGGCUUUCAUGAUACGUGAGGGUUAUGAAGGUAUGGUGCAGGGCGGCGAUCAAUUCAUCAAAGCAACAUGGUCGUCGGUAUCCUCAAUCAUACAUGUGGGUGGCACGAUAAUCGGUUCGGCACGCUGUAAAGAAUUUAUGGAACGUGAAGGACGCAAGAAAGCCGCUUACAAUUUGGUUCAAAGAGAAAUAAACCGUUUGAUUGUUAUCGGCGGCGAUGGUUCACUUACCGGCGCGAAUAUAUUUCGUAAAGAAUGGAGUGGUCUGCUGGACGACUUGGUUGCUUCAGGUCAAAUAACACCACAACAGAGAGAAAAAUGUAAAGAUUUACAUAUUGUGGGCGUGGUAGGAUCCAUCGAUAAUGAUUUUUGUGGCACGGAUCUAACUAUUGGCACGGACUCUGCGCUGCAUCGCAUUACGGAGGCUAUCGAUUCAAUUGCGAGCACAGCCUACUCACAUCAGCGGAUUUUCAUAAUGGAAGUUAUGGGACGUCACUGCGGUUAUUUAGCAAUGGUCUCUGGCAUAAUAUCAGAAGCAGAUUAUGUGUUUUGUCCCGAGGCACCACCACCGUUGGAUUGGCAUGAUCGUUUAUGUUCCAAACUUAAAAUGGAGCGAGAAUGUGGUCAACGUCUCAAUAUCAUUAUCGUUGCCGAAGGCGCGAAUGACCUAAAUGGCGAACCGAUUACAGCCCCGAUGGUGAAACAAGUGAUUUUUGACAAAUUGGGUUGGGAUAGUCGAAUCACGGUACUGGGCCAUGUGCAGCGAGGUGGCGGAACGAGCGCCUAUGAUCGUAUUUUAGCUUGCCGCAUGGGCGCCGAAGCUACCGUCGCGGUAUUGGAAUCAACCGCAAUCACUACGCCAGUUGUCGUGGUUUUGGUUAACAAUCGAAUUGAGCGGAUUCCGCUGAUGGGAGCGGUGGAGCGAACACAAGCAGUAAAUAAAGCUCUGCAAGAUAAGGAUUGGGCGAAAGCGAUUACUUUACGUGGCAUAGCGUUUCAAGCGAACCUGCAAGCUUUGAAAUUAUUAUCGCAAACCAAAACGCCGAAACCUAAGGUGGAAGACUAUUGUGCCAGCGAUGCUUUCAAUGUUGCCGUCAUGCACGUCGGUUCGCCAGCUUGUGGCAUCAAUGCUGCCACACGAAGUUUGGUGCGCACCAUUAUUUAUAACGGUGACUCCGUAUAUGGCGUUAGGAAUGGUGUUCUGGGACUAGCAGCUGGCGAACUAAAACCAUUGAUUUGGAGCGAUGUCAUCGGUUGGUGUGGACAAGGUGGCGCUUUUCUUGGCAUGAAUCGUAUCACACCGGAGGGUAGAUUUCCAGAAAUCGCACGACAAUUGCGUGAAUUCAAGAUUCAUGCAUUAGUGGUUAUCGGUGGCUUCGAAGCUUAUCGCACCGUCUUAUCGUUGACAAUGGAGCGGUCAAAAUUUUUGGAAUUCUGCAUUCCAAUGGCUGUAAUACCAUCAACAAUAUCUAACAAUAUACCCGGUACCGAGUAUAGUAUCGGCUCUGAUACCAGCUUAAAUGAGAUCACGAAAAUCUGCGACUUGAUACGCGAUUCGGCGCGUGGCUACAAGAAACGCGUCUUCAUUAUCGAGACAAUGGGCGGACAUUGUGGUUACUUAGCUACCAUGGCAGCUAUGGCCGGAGGCGCUGAUUCGGCCUAUAUUUACGAGGAAAAAUUUAGCGUCCACGAUAUACAACGCGACUGUUAUAAUAUGAUAGCGAAAAUGAACGGUGGCAUUGAUCGUGGACUAGUGUUGCGCAGUGAAGGUGCGAAUAAAAAUUACACUUCAAACUUCAUCGAACGUCUUUACGAAGAGGAGUCAAAUGGUCUGUUUAGCUGUCGCACGAAUAUCCUAGGUCAUGUGCAACAGGGUGGCAGACCAACACCGUUCGAUCGUUGCUUGGCUACGGAGAUGGGCAUCGCUUGUGCUCAAUUUGUACGCGAACAAAUGAAAAAAUCAGUCCAACCAGAUGGUACGGUUUUAGCGACAACAAAGCACUCUUCAUGCUUGCUAGGCCUGGUGGGUCCGGAACAUAAACUAACGCCCAUGGAGGAUCUAUCCCAUCAAACGGAGUUUCACCUUCGCAUACCGAAGAAACAGUGGUGGUUACAGCUACGCCCGUUAUUAAAAAUUCUGUCGAUACAUGAUUCGGCCUACGCCGAUAAUUUUGCAGCUGUAACAUCAUCACUUCAACAACCUGUGGAUAUCAAUUGUACUGUUAAUUAAGCCUGGCACUUACAGCUGUUACCACUACUAUAUAAAUAAUUUACUGUACUUUGAAAAUGCAAUUGAUAUUAUGUGUUAUUGUAUGUUAUGUAUAUUGAACUAAAAAUAAAUUGAGUUUAUCUAAUUAAUCAUA